UUUUAUGGAACCCUGCCUCCCAGCCGGGGCUCAGGGCGCCUUGGCACGCAAUCGAACUGAAAACUCGCAGGCAUGCCUCAGUUUCAUGACCCUAGUAGGCACCGCACAGAGUGCUCGUGAAUCUUGUGCCGUGAAUGCGGGUUGACGUCCUUCCAGCACGGCCUCCUUACGGGUGGGUGGCCCCGGAUAAGCCCUCGUGUCAGCCUUUCACGGCACAGCUCAGUCUCCUGUUCCUAAAACAUCAGCUCUAGCUUUGUCUCAGCUCCAAGAACGUGUGAGUCCUUAAAACAAAAACACCCUAGCAAGUUAAAUUAAAAAUUAGAAUUUAGGUUUAAAAAAAAAAAACAAAAAAAAACAAAAAACCCUGCAAACAUCUUCAAAUCUUUCAACCAAAAUCUAUGUAGAUGAAUGUGCGGACCAAAGUAAAGGAUCAAGAUCUUACAUUUAAAGAUGAGUCAAGGUUAAAAGUGAUGUCCUUUAUUAAAACAUAGUGCAGGAUUCCAAGUACAUAAUCCAUAGGAAGCUCCCUGAGAAUUGGGCAACCCAACGGUUCUCUGCUCUCUGGAGUUUUAAUGUCAGUUGUGACUUUUUUCUCACUCUCCAAAGCAAUGUGCAGUAAGUAAGUAUUCUAACCACCUGGCAGUGGGGGAGGUGAUGAGGAUGAAGGGAGAGGAAGAGGGAACAACCCAAUAAAUUACAUAGCAACAGACCUUCAUAUCAUCAUGAAUAAUUAGCUUUCCCACUUGCUUUGGAAGUCCCAGCAAGUACCUAAGGAACUUUUUAAGAAUCCUAAUCUCAAAAAAAAUGGGUGGUUUUAUGAUCAUUUCUCAAUUCUGUUGGCCUUUCAGCUUGCAUAACUAGUCCAUUGGCAUAACAAUAACUGAAGAGGUUUUAAAUAAAUGCCUCUAAAAGGGAGAGAGGGAGAGGAAAGCGAAAUAACAGAUACAUUUGUAUCUAAUGAGGACAAAUUAGAUAAAUAGGACGUUAUCAGCAGUUUGAUGCACAGCUGAUAAAAAUUGUCUUCAGCUAGGCGUCCUUGAGGUUGAUUACAGAAGUAACCCUAGCCUACCCCCACACCUAAAAUUUAUUUAAGAGACCAACCUAGGCACUUCCGGGCUUUUAGGAAGAAAACUGGUAUGGGGAAAUGUAUCCCUGGCUAGCUCUUCCAGGCCAUGGCACUUCUCAGCAACUUCUUCCUUUGGUUUUUCUGCUUUACGUUGCUGUGUUUUCCUAUUAGUCUUGGUUCUCAAGUUUCGAGAGGAGAAGCUCGGGCUGCAGCUGGAGCUGAGUCGGAAUCUGUGGCUGAACCUUGGUCAUUGCUGCGGCCUCCAGAUGGAAGAGACAGAUCUGGCUUCCUUUCUCCUCUUUUCAAGGUUCUAUAUGAUGGGCAAGGUGGCACACCUAGAGCUUUGCGCUACAUGAAGAGGCUCUAUAAGGCCUAUGCUACCAAGGAGGGGAUCCCUAAAUCCAACAGAAGUCCUCUCUACAACACUGUUCGGCUCUUCACGUCCUGUGCCCAGCACACGCAGGCUCCUGGGGACCAGGCGACAGGCUCUGUUCCACCUGUGGACCUGCUCUUUAACCUGGAUCGUGUUCCUGCCGUUGAACACUUACUGAAGUCGGGUUUGCUGUACUCUUUCAGCAAUUCCAUUUCUUUCCCCUCUGCCGUUAAAUGUCUGUGCCACCUGGUGAUCAAAGAGCCAGAGUUUUCUAGCUGGACCCCCCAGAGAGCUCCAUCCUUAUUGACCUUUAACUCACAGUUUGAAUUGAAAAAGAAAUACAAAUGGUUUGAGGUUGAUGUGACCACUGCUCUCCGGCCUCUAGUGGCCUCGCACAAGAGAAGUCUUCACAUGUCUGUAAAUUUUACCUGUGUGAGAAACCAGCAGCAGGAUCCUGUGGCACAUGAUGGGCCGUGGAAUAUGACUCUGCUGGUACCCCCGUCCCUGCUUUUAUAUCUGAAUGACACAAGUGCUCAGGCUCAUCACAGGUGGGAUUCCCUUCACUAUAAAAGGAGAUCUUCACAGAGGGCUGACCAGAAGGGAGGUCUGUCUGCCUGUCCCAUGGGAGAGGAAUCGACUGAAGGUGGAAGAUCUUCCCGUCACCGGAGAGGUCAGGACACCGUCAGCUUGGAACUGAACAAGCCUCUGGCUCCCGCUUCUUUCAAUCUGAGUGAAUACUUAAAACACUUUCUUUUCCCCCAACACGAGUGUGAGCUCCACGACUUCAGGCUGAGCUUUAGUCAGCUGAAGUGGGACAACUGGAUCGUGGCCCCACACAGAUACAACCCUCGAUACUGUAAAGGGGACUGUCCAAGGGCAGUUGGACAUCGGUAUGGCUCACCAGUGCACACCAUGGUGCAGAACAUCAUCCAUGAGAAGCUCAACUCGUCAGUGCCAAGGCCAUCGUGUGUACCUGCCAAAUACAGCCCUCUCAGUGUUUUGACCAUUGAGCCAGAUGGCUCAAUUGCUUACAAAGAAUAUGAAGACAUGAUAGCCACUAAGUGCACUUGUCGUUAACAUAGGCUUCUUGAAAUUAAAGCUUUUGAGCCUCUUCGGCAGAGGAAGUCCUGAGCGCCUAUCUGUGCCUUCAAGGGAGAGUUCUGGGUGUCAAAUCACUUUAAGUGCAGUAUGAGUUGUAUAAGGAGCCUGUGUGGAUGAACCCAUGGUGUGGCACUUGUCAGUGUAAAAUGGUAACAUCUGCCUUUAUUUCCAGAUGUAAACAAAAUAAUUCUGGAGGGCUUUCAACUUUUUUCCCUGAGCGAUUUUUUUUUUUCCUGGAGUCUUGUUUUUGAGUGAAGAGAAAAAUCUUAACAUAAAUCUUGGAUGGAAUUGCAGCUCUAAAUAGUUCAGAGUGCUAUAGUUUUAUUUCCUGGAAGA
Messenger RNA from Nyctereutes procyonoides (raccoon dog), 2876 nucleotides. RefSeq names its product growth differentiation factor 9 (gene GDF9). The record is from RefSeq and is a predicted model, not a curated record. The transcript is spliced from 2 exons. The coding region runs from base 1173 to 2516 and encodes 447 amino acids. Gene Ontology annotation, biological process: SMAD protein signal transduction; BMP signaling pathway. Gene Ontology annotation, cellular component: extracellular region. Gene Ontology annotation, molecular function: cytokine activity; growth factor activity. Lineage: Eukaryota; Metazoa; Chordata; Mammalia; Carnivora; Canidae.